Molecule: messenger RNA, 1840 nt
Organism: Haplochromis burtoni (Burton's mouthbrooder)
Lineage: Eukaryota; Metazoa; Chordata; Actinopteri; Cichliformes; Cichlidae
Product: C-type lectin domain family 4 member M
Exons: 6
Coding region: 81-662 (193 amino acids)
Molecular function (GO): signaling receptor activity
Source: RefSeq, a predicted model, not a curated record
CAGUUUGUGGAUGAGUUCAAAAUAUCAUUAUAUGAGUACAUUCCUUUAUUUUAUCCUGAUAAAAUAAAGAACAGCCUGAGAUGGACUAUGAAAAUGUACCUGAUACAUCAGCAAGAAAAAGAAAACUCUGCAGACUAGUUGUUCUGAGCUUUGGACUUCUGUUUAUUCUUCAAGUUAUUCUCAGCAUUUCCCUGCGACUGGCUCUUCACCAGGCCACGAAAAAUGAGACUAAAGAAGAAGAGUCACUGAGGAGGAAGCUGAAUAUUUUCGAUGUCAAUACAGAACAAGGAUGGGUAUACUUCAGGGGUGAUUUUUAUUACAUUUCUCAUAUUAAAAAGUCCUGGAGUGACAGCAGAGAGGACUGUUUGCAAAGAGGUGCAGACCUGGUGAUUAUCAGCAGCACAGAGGAACAGAACUUCAUAAGGCUGUUCAGGCGUAACACGUGGAUCGGACUGAGUGACACAGAGGAAGAGGGGACGUGGAAGUGGGUGGACGGGAGUUUGCUGAACAGCAGUUUCAGAUACUGGCGAACCGGGGAGCCCAACAGCCUUGGAGACGAAGACUGUGGCGUGAUGGCAGCCAAUGACGAAGAAAACUGCUGGAAUGAUGCAAACUGCAGAGAUGAAAACUUUUGGAUCUGUGAAAAAAAGGUGGAACAGUGAUCAGUAGCAGGAAAAUUGUUCCAUCACAUACAGAUGUUAACAUGUUUGUCUCGACUGCUGGCUUGCUAGGUUGUGGAAAAUCCUUUGAAUUGAUCAUUUGUGAGUCUUUUAUAUCUGCUUUUAAAUUCCUUAGGGAGACCUCUAAAGGGAAGUCUGCAGAGCAUGUAGAUGAAACCCUAUUUAUAAAUUGCUGUUAAACCUUAAGUUCCUGUUAUUAUUGUAUACUUACUAACACAUACAUAGAGUUCCACUAGCUGAUGCAAUUUUUAAAAUAAUUCAAAUGUUGAGAGAAUACCAAUAUAAUAGAUGAGAUUUUCUUUUAUAUUACAUUUAAAGUUCCGAAGUUCUCACUUUGUUGUUUGAAUAAACUCAGUUUUCUGGUUUUAACAUUUUGUUUAAUCAGGGUAUGCUGUUGUAGGCUAUUAAAGAACACUUCUUUGUUUCUGUUCCAUAACAGAAGCUAUAAAUGCUACUAAGCCAUCUUUCACAUAACAACGCUAAGCCCUGAGAUCAUAUUACUGUAAAUACAACAAGACAAAAGUCUCUGUACAAAAACAAACAUCCUUGAUUUGUGAGCAUUAAGAUAUUGAAACAUAUUUUUCUCUCUAUCUGCAUGUAGCUUAACUGAAUUUGAGUGUGUGAAGGAAAACUGUGCAUUAAAGUGAACUUCCUUAUAUUAAUGUUUCUCAUUUCUGAUGCAAAAGAAAAAGCCAAGAAUAACAACAUAUACAAGAGCAUUGGUGACUUUUACAAAGUAUGCGCGUCAGCAGCCACUUUGUAACUUUGUAUCUAUCCUACUUGAGCAGUCAAGGCUUUUUGUUCACACACACACACAUUCAUACAGCUCUUUUUCUGUCGAACCAGUUUCUAUUUAACACACAUGAAAGCAUGUUCCAUAUCUUGCUCAAGGACACUUUGACAUGCAAACUGGAGUAGUUAAUCAGAGCAGUUAAUCCUGGAAUAUCUAGGAUGGACAAAAUUUCACAAACUGACUUGUUGUAAUGGUGGCCAUCUGGUUACAGCCAGAUGGAUAAAAUCAUGCUAAAAAGCCUCUAUUGAUCAUAUUAACUAUGUAUCACUCACACCGGAAAAAGAGAAGUAUUGCAACAUAUUUUUGCAUGUGAGAUGUACACUUUCAAAACAGGACAGAUGUACAGAUGAUACUCAUCCUGUUCCUG